GUUUACAUGUAUGUGUGUAUGAACUGAAAACCAUUACAAGCAUGUGGUGCAGAAUUUUCAUUUAAUUUUUCUAAGUGAAAGAGAUUCGCACACGCGGGAAGUCGUAUUUUGGCAUUCAAUGAUGUUAUCCCUGUUUAUCUUUUUACUUGUUUUCGGUGUUGCCGUACCCCAAGAUUGCGGUAAACUAGCAAGAAGGUAUUGCGAUGCAAACUACGACGAGAGUCUUUCGCAGAAUGGCUUCUGCAUCCAAUACGAUGACUUUCAACAAUGUUUUAAGGACGUAAACACAUAUUGUUAUGGCUACUUUGAGUUUGUCCAGAGGAAAGUGUGCAAGAAUUUUCCGAAAGCUACAACGCCGAGCCACUCAAGAUCCCCCAAACCAUACGCGGAGAAGUUCCAAACAAUAUUGUUCACAGCGAGUCUCACAUUUCUGAAAUAUAUUUAAGCGUUCUGAUGCUAGAAAUAUAUAUCCCAAUGGCCAGCAAAUUGGAGGAAGGGUAUCAGUCGGUUACAUGGAUUCCCCUUAAAUGGUGAAAAACAAAGUCGACACUGGCGGAAUCUCAACUGCUAAUGUGAAGACGAUCGAAAUUCUGCUAAGCGUUUUACCGGCUCAACGACUUUACAUCUGUAUAUAAUGACAUUUUAAAGGGAAUAAAAUCUGAUAUAGAUAUA
Molecule: messenger RNA, 672 nt
Organism: Octopus bimaculoides (California two-spot octopus)
Lineage: Eukaryota; Metazoa; Mollusca; Cephalopoda; Octopoda; Octopodidae
Source: RefSeq, a predicted model, not a curated record